CACUUCCGGCGGGGCCGGAAGACCCUCUUUCUCACAGGCUCUAGAGGUUCCUGGCGGCUGCCUCAGGACUGGCGGUCUGGACGGCUCCGCAGAGUCCAGGCCGUUGGGUGCGCCACCUGUGUCCUUGACGCCAUGGGCGUGAUAGGUAUUCAGCUGGUCGUUACCAUGGUGAUGGCCAGCCUCAUGCAGAAGAUUAUACCUCACUAUUCCCUUGCUCGAUGGCUACUGUGUAAUGGCAGUUUGAGAUGGUAUCAACAUCCUACAGAAGAAGAAUUAAGAAUUCUUGCUGGAAAGCAGCAAAAAGGGAAAAGCAAAAAAGACAGGAAAUAUAAUGGUCACAUUGAAAAUAAGCCACUGACCAUUCCAAAGGAUAUUGAUCUCCAUCUAGAAACAAAAUCAGUUACAGAAGUGGAUGCUUUAGCGUUACAUUACUUUCCAGAAUAUCAGUGGUUAGUGGAUUUCACCGUGGCUGCUACAGUUGUUUAUCUAGUAACUGAAGUCUACUACAGUUUCAUGAAGCCCUCACAAGAGAUGAAUAUCAGCUUAGUCUGGUGCCUGCUUGUUUUGUCUUUUGCAAUCAAAGUUCUGUUUUCAUUAACUACACAUUAUUUUAAAGUUGAAGAUGGUGGUGAAAGAUCAGUAUGUGUCACUUUUGGAUUUUUUUUCUUUGUCAAAGCAAUGGCAGUUUUGAUUGUAACAGAAAAUUAUCUUGAAUUUGGACUUGAAACAGGAUUUACAAAUUUUUCAGACAGUGCGAUGCAGUUUCUUGAAAAACAAGGUUUAGAAUCUCAGGGUCCUGUUUCAAAACUUACUUUCAAAUUUUUCCUGGCAAUUUUCUGUUCGCUCAUUGGGGCUUUUUUGACAUUUCCUGGAUUACGGCUGGCUCAAAUGCAUCUGGAUGCCCUGAAUUUGGCAACAGAAAAAAUUACACAAACAUUACUUCAUAUUAACUUCUUGGCACCAUUAUUUAUGGUUUUGCUCUGGGUAAAACCAAUCACCAAAGACUACAUUAUGAACCCACCAUUGGGUAAAGAAAGCGUGCCUUUAAUGACAGAAGCUACAUUUGAUACUCUGCGACUGUGGUUGAUAAUCCUGCUGUGUGCCCUACGCUUGGCCAUGAUGCGUAGUCACCUGCAAGCUUACUUAAAUUUAGCACAGAAAUGUGUGGAUCAGAUGAAGAAGGAAGCAGGAAGAAUAAGUACAAUUGAGCUACAAAAAAUGGUUGCCCGAGUGUUUUAUUACCUUUGUGUCAUUGCACUACAAUAUGUGGCGCCCCUGGUAAUGCUGCUUCACACAACUCUGCUUUUGAAAACUCUGGGUAAUCAUUCCUGGGGAAUUUAUCCAGAAUCUGUGUCUGCUUUGCCAGUGGAUAAGAGUCUACCCUCCCAUUCUGUUUACUCUGAAUUGCCCUCAGGUGAUGGGAAGAUGAAGGUAACUGUUACACAGAUAACAGUAGCACUAAGCAGCUUAAAAAACAUUUUCACUCCUCUGCUUUUUCGAGGAAUUCUCUCUUUUCUGACUUGGUGGAUUGCUGCUUGUCUUUUUUCUACAAGCCUUUUUGGGCUUUUCUAUCACCAAUAUUUGACUGUAGCAUGAACCUCGGUUAACAAAGAAAGGAUUUUCAAGUCAUAUUUUGAAUUCAAAUACUUGUGCCCUUGAAGGACUGAUGAAAACCAGAAGAAAGCAAAUACAAAGGAUAAAAGAACAUAUCAGAAUAUCUUUUUUCAAAUGUUUCCUCUGUGUUCUCAGGGUGAAUUAAUGGUAUAUUUAAAACUACAGAGUAGAUUGUUAACUACUAUACUGUGGCAUUGGAAUGUUAACCCCUUGUAUUAACUGACAGGGGAGGGCUAUCUACAAGGGUAAUACUUCUGAUUACCUUGGUUUACAGAAACCUCCAACAGUCUCUGAAAUUUUUCAUAUGACUCCAGUUAUUGAUCGAUUGCUCUUACAGGUAUUAAGGUACUGUUGAUCUUCAUAGUGGGUGCCUAUAGAACAAUCUUCAAACUGAGCCAUGCUUUAGGGAAACAAAAAGAGCAGGUGUUGCUUCUGUUGGUAAUAUAUUAGUCAUUCUUGAAACAAAAGCAAAAUCCAACAGAAAGGAAGAAAUAGCUACUGUAUAUUACAGUAAAGAAAGCUGCAUAGUAAUUUUAAAUUUGAGAGAUGUACGUGCUUAAUAUAUACAAGCACUACUGCUUGAGAGUAGCAAGAGUAUUGUUUCAAGUGUAUUCUGUCCAACUUGAGGGAUAUUUUUAAAUGUUUGGCCAUAUGAACAUUUACAAUCUUGUUGAUAGGUUUGGGCCUUCCAUCUUUUAUUUUACUCUAUGAUCCUAAAUAGUUCUUUUUAAUAGUCUAAACAUAUUUAUCAAUAUUGAUCAGUCUUUAAAGAAAUUACUUUGUAAUCCUGCUGACUACCUGUAUGUAUUGUGUAUAUAUAUUAUAUUAUAUAUUAAAUAUAUAAUAUAUUGAGAUUAUAAAGAUGAAAAUAUUGGAUCCUAUAAUAUUUUAAGUUUCUAAAUGUAUGUUAAAAUGUGAUUGAAUGAGUUGUAUUUGUAUCUAGAAAUUUUCCUUUUGGAAUGAGAUUAAAGUACAUUUUGAAAGUUCCUCAGCAAGCAGUUGUCAUUACCUAUGUGUAAGAGAGUAUUUAAAAUUUUGUAAGUUCUUGUGAUUUCUCUCAAGUUGACAUUGUUCUGUCAUUUUUGAAAAUCAGAAUCAUUCCCACUCCAAACUUGUAGGACAUUAUUUAAAACCCUUGUUAAGUGGGACUUGUCUUUAAUUUGUAGAAUUUGAAUUGAUUUAGUAAUUUAGACCCCCAAAUUGGGGUAAUUUGAAUGAAAAAUUCAAAUGAAAUUGAUCGAAGGGAAAUUUUUAAUUUUUUAAAAUCUAAAAUCCAAAAUGGAGGAUGGAAGUCACAAAAGAAAUGAACAUGUUAUAUAUGUAUCUUAAGGCUGGAGAGGUCAUUUAGACCACCCUUGACCAUGCUCAGGGCUUAUACCUGACUAUGAUGGACUCCAGGCAAACCAUAUGCUCCUGGGUUUCAGACCGGUUCAGCUGUGGUCGAAAGCAAAUAAAUUCCGAACUCCUAUGCUAUCUCUCUUUUGCUACACACAUCUUUUUAGCAACUCAAGUAGCAUACUUUACAAGUGAAUGUACUUUGUCAUGAGAGUUUCAGAGCUAUUUUGAAAGUCUUUGGAAAUUAAUUUCAAGACUUUGACUCACAUUUAUUUGAUCUCAGAACAGAAAUUUAGGGUAGUUAGUUGGGUGAGUGGGGCUUGGCGCUGCACGCAUCUGUGCUUAGGGCUUACUCCUGGCUCUGUGCUAAGAGAUCACUCCUGGCAUUGCUCAAGGGACUUUAUGCAGUUCUGGGAUCAAACCAGUUCAAGACAACUGCCUUAAGGCAAGUACCUAACAAGUACUAACUUUCUUGACAGUCCCAAAUAGCAAGUUCUUGAUUUUUGUUGUAGAUUAAAGUUUUGGGGAAUAGCUGAUUUUUAAAUAAGAUUAAGUAAUAAAUACUUGAGUAAGAUAACUUUUUUGGUUGAAAUGAAUUGUGAAUGUAGCUCAAGAGUAUUUCUAGAGUUAUCACUAACAUUCCAGCAAAGUAUAACAGUAAUUUGUAUGUAAAAGUUUUCACAUGACUUGAGAAGGAUUUCAUCUGAUAUUACAGUCAUUCUUAUUAAAGGACUGUGUUCUAAAAAUUGCAAUUAAAUUAGAACUUUAAAUUUCAGAUAUUGCAUAGUACAUUAGAUUAUAUCAUUGUUGGAUAGAAUGACAUGUAUUUCUCAAAUAUCCUUCAUACAUUUAACCUGUAAUAUUUAGGUGUAACAGAGUUGCACAGUCUCUUAAUUUUAAGUUAAAGGUUCUUUGAUUUUUGGUUUUUUUGGUUCUUUACUUUCAAAGCAGAUGUGAAGAGAAUGAUGGUUAUAGCCACCAAGUGGUUUAUUUAAGCAUAUUGCCUUUGUACCAGAAGCUGUGUUCUUUAAUUCUAAAAGGGUUUAUACUUUAUACCAAAUAAUAGUUUUAAUUGAGAUAUAGUGACAUAAAACCUAGUUAGUAAGUAUACAACAUAAUACUUUGAUAGUAUUAUAAAUAAGUCGAAUUUUUUUUUUAAGUUUUUAAUAUUGAAUUUAGGGAAAAUAUGUAUUGUCACUACAAAUGCUUCUAAGAUAAUUUUUUUAAUAGUUUUGCCAAAUUAAGCUGGAGCUCUUUUUGAUCUUGGCUUUAUGUGAUUUUUGAGUUUGUUGUGUUCUAUUUUCCCUUCUCUGUGUUGCACUAUUUUUUUUUUAAAAGAAGGUCUAUUCUUUCUUCUACCCCUGUUGACUUGUAUGAAAUGUAAAGCAUAUAAUUUUAUCUUAAUAUCUGUGCAUUUCUAUUAUUUUCCCUCAGAGUUCUGCCUCCUGUACAUAAAUGACCGAUCCAUCCAAACAGAAUAUCACAUUGUCUUAUUGUUUCUGAUAUAAAUAUCAUAGGUAAAAUAGUGACAUUUCUUGUUGAAUUAUGAUUCAGAAAAGGUAAUUCAUCCAUUAAUGGAAUUGAUAUAUCCAGGAAGCAAUAAGUAGAAUUCAUUAUGAAAUCUAUAAUUGGAACUUCACUAGAUAGAUUUUAUUCUUUCAAAUGGAAGAUUAAAUUCUCAGUACUGCAAGGCAUAGGGUUUCAGCAUUCCCUGAAUUCAUACAUACUUUUCUGAACUGUCUGAUAAUUCACAAUAGUCUAUUGUGGUCAUAUGGCUCUAUUCAGAAAAAUAAAACUAAAUGAAUUUUGCACUUGGAUUAGUCUUCAGAGAUGAAAUAAAGAAUGAAAUGUAAACACAUCACUGAUCCAGAGCUGGAACCCAUUGUCUCUAGUAGUCAUGGAAUGUCUUUUUAAGUUUCAUUCAUCUUUUUAUGCUUAGACCCUGGCUUUCUAACUGAAGCUGUUAUGUGCUGUGUAACUCUGAAGUGAACACUUGGUAUGAUCAUACGUUUUCCUUGCUUAAAAUAGUAGACAUAAAAACAUUUUUUUUUGUUUUGUUUUGUUUUUGGGUCACACCCGGCGAUGCACAGGGGUUACUCCUGGCUCUUCACUCAGGAAUUACCCCUGGCGGUGCUCAGGGGACCAUAUGGGAUGCUGGGAUUAGAACCGGGGUCGGCCGAGUGCAAGGGAAACGCCCUACCCGCUGUGCUAUCGCUCCAGCCCCAUAAAAACAUUUUUUAACUGUUUAAAAAAACUAGUUUUUCGAAUUUCUUCUGCUAUUCUUUAACAAACUGUUAUUUUGGUUGUGCCUGUCUUUAAUGAUUCAGAGUCUGUUUUCUGUCCCAUUGUGAGUUUUUUUUCCUCUUUAGUCUUUUUCUUUGUAACUCUCUAUGUGGUGGUUAUUUCUCACAUCUCUCAUUGGGCAAAAGUAUUUUUAUAAAUGAAGUAGCAGCACAGAUUUUAGAUAGAAUGUUUAUUUAAGAAUCAGGGUGCCAUUCAUUACCCAUUUCUGCCUGUAAUUAGUUGAGGUUUUUUGCAUUAAAUAGAGAAUUAUCCUUUGACAUAUUUUGUGAAAUAAAAUAGUUUAAAUGUA
Molecule: messenger RNA, 5542 nt
Organism: Sorex araneus (European shrew)
Lineage: Eukaryota; Metazoa; Chordata; Mammalia; Eulipotyphla; Soricidae
Gene: TMEM161B
Product: transmembrane protein 161B
Exons: 12
Coding region: 133-1596 (487 amino acids)
Source: RefSeq, a predicted model, not a curated record